UAAGUGAUUUGCGAGCGCCUGUCCCUGCGCUGGCUGGCAUGCUGUAGUCAGACACAAUGGAUAGGCUGUGGACACUUUAAUACGGUAUUACGGCAGCACGGUCCAGUCUCAUGUACUGAUUGAAUUACUACUAACAGCAAUGCGAGAAUGAGUUCAUCGUGCCGAAUUUGAAAACCGUCUUUCUUUGCAUAGCUAACCCCAAUCUAUGUCCUUGGUAGCCAACAUAUUUCCUUGCUUGCUUCCUUUACAGAUACUAACGUUGCAAUUUUCAGACAAGUGCACGGAUUUUUAGGACUAUGGAAUUCCCGUUUGAUAUAAAUGUCCUUUUCCCUGACCGAAUUACGGUGCUGGAUCAAAAUCUGACGACAGGUCGAAAAUUUCUAGGAAGACCAGACCAUCAGCAUCAAAUAGCCACAGUUAUAGAUGAACUAGGAAAAGCAUCGGCUAAGGCCCAGGACCUGGCUGCCCCCAUCACCAGCGCUGAGAAACUGCAGUCGAACCGGCACUUUCUUUACCUGCUGAAAAACGGGGAGGGAAAUGGGGGUCGUGGUGUAGCCGUGGGCUAUCUGAAGGUCGGAUUUAAGAACCUUUUUCUCUUGGACCAGUGGGGGGCGCACGUGGAGACGGAGCCGCUUUGCGUUCUGGACUUCUUCAUCGCGGAGAGAAUGCAGAGGCACGGCUACGGCCUUGAGCUCUUCCGCUCCAUGCUCCGGAACAAAAGGGCUGACCCCGUGCAGCUGGCCUAUGACAGACCUUCUCCCAAAUUCCUCUCCUUCCUGGAAAAGCACUGCGGUCUGAAAGAUGGCGUACCUCAGGUGAACAACUUUGUAGUGUUCGAUGGAUUCUUCCGGAACCAUUCAGCCGUCCCGGUCCGCAAGGUUCCCCCGAAGAAACCAGAGGGAGAAAUCAAGCCGUACUCGCUGACGGAGAGAGAGGCUCUGCGGGAGGAACAGAAGGCCCUGCCCUGGCCCUUCGCUCGACCCCAGGCUCCGCCUCACUCCCCUCCCCUCUCCCAGAACUCUGCCUACUCCCGCUCCCUCAGCGUGGGAUCCUCCCCCACCCGGGCCCCUUUGCGCCUGACUCCAGCUUCUGGGGCCUACAGGGGCCAGGCGCCACAAAACCAGCUCAUAGACGGUGUGAACUACAGAGCGAGACGUACCAGAGAACAGGGCCUGGUUGCCCGGGGAAACCACUGCAGUCGCCGUCUCGACGACGGAGGCUGCGGCCUGCCGCCGGAGGGCCUGCCGCCGGAGGGCCUGCCGCCGGAGGGCCGGCCGAACAUCCUCAAGCUGCCCGGUCUGCAGCCGGUGCAGAGAGGGGGAGAGGCUGACAUAGGGCUCCGGGAACCUACCUCGGGACACACAGACAUACGCAGGUAUGCUAUGGCAGAACCCACUGGGGCGCUGUAGACCCCAACCAGCGGCAUGAUGGGGCCACAACUAUGGGUGAUUCUAAGAGGGGGCAUAAUUCAUACAGAGGGGUCAAUCUUACCAUUAACCCAUGUUUUGUUUUGAAUCAGUGAGUGGCAGGGGAGGGAGCACUCUGCAAGCCAAUCAGCUUUCAAUGCCCCUGUGGUCCCGCCCUCUGUAUACACCCCUGUGCAUCCAGGAACAUUAAUGUGUGACAGAACCGCAGCUGGUCCGAGUCUCAGCUGGGUUGUUAAACACAGUCAUAGGAUAGGCACCCAGCUGCAGAACAGCACGGCCUCGGGUUCUGUGGGGCUGACGUAGGAUGUUUUAUAAUAAACACUCGCGUAAUUCUGUCUGUCACCAGUGUUCACACACUUGCUGCAGGGCUCAUGGAUUCACGGCUGUGGUGUCUUAUCCACGGGCUGGGCCCAGGUUUCUCCAUGGGUACUGGCUGGAUCUCGGAAACCGGUCUCUGGGAAUAACAUUUUUCACGGCUCGAGGGAAAUAUCUGUGCUGGGAAAAAGAUCAGUACCAGAUAUUCCAGUUCUGGCUUCCAGAGACACAGGUUUUGCAAAAAAUGAAAGCCAAGCCAGAUCCGGAGGCGGGAACAGCACAGUGCUCUGCUUUCGCUCACGACAUCAUAACGAACACUGCGGCAUGGAUGCAAUUAAAAUAACAUGAAAUGAAUGAGCCCUGGGUGGAGGCCCUUGUUUUGGUCUGAGACACUGUCUUCUGCAGUGUACCAGCGUGUCACUUUGCAGGGAGAAUUCAGUGUGCGGUCUUUGUGUUCCCGUUAGCCUUUCUCCUGCCGCCAGCUGCUUUUCCGUUUGCUGCCAGUGACACUGCCUCUCUCUCAUUGUCUCUCUGCCUCUCUCUCAUUGUCUCUCUGUCCCUCAUUGUCUCUCUGUCUGUCUCUCAUUGUCUCUCUGUCUCUGUCUCUCAUUGUCUCUCUGUCCCUCAUUGUCUCUGUCUCUCAUUGUCUCUCUGUCUCUGUCUCUCAUUGUCUCUCUGCCUCUCUCUCAUUGUCUCUCUGUCCCUCAUUGUCUCUCUGUCUCUGUCUCACAUUGUCUCUCUGCCUCUCUCUCUUUCUCUCUGUUUCUCAUUGUCUCUGUCUCUCUUUCUCUCUCUUACUGUCUCUCUCUCUUUCUCUCUCUUACUGUCUCUGUCGCUCUCUUCCUCUGUGGAUUGGUACCUCCCACACACCCACACAUUCUUGUACAUCACUGGCCUCCAGUAUCCCUGAGGAGGUCCAGACUGCCUUUUCCUUCCUCUUCUGCUACAGGCUGCACCUUGUCUUCCUUUUCAAAUGGUCUUUUAAAGAAGAGGAAUGAAAUUUUCUCUUUCCAUCUCUCUCUUCCAUUCCCCCUCCUACUUCCGAUCAGAGCUCCAUCUCAGGCCCUGCCCCUCACCCUCCCCCCCCUCCCCCUUUCCAGGAAAGAUUCACGCUAUACUCAGACCCCCUUAGCUCCUGGGGAGAGGACAAGGAGCAAAGAAGCACGGCAGCCAGAUGGGGAAGGUGG
Brienomyrus brachyistius is the source of this 2929-nucleotide messenger RNA. RefSeq names its product alpha tubulin acetyltransferase 1 (gene atat1). Bases 297 to 1409 code for a protein of 370 amino acids. The record is from RefSeq and is a predicted model, not a curated record. Gene Ontology annotation, molecular function: tubulin N-acetyltransferase activity. NCBI's taxonomy places the organism in Eukaryota, Metazoa, Chordata, Actinopteri, Osteoglossiformes, Mormyridae. The transcript is spliced from 11 exons. Gene Ontology annotation, cellular component: microtubule. Gene Ontology annotation, biological process: alpha-tubulin acetylation.